Messenger RNA from Paramecium primaurelia, 637 nucleotides. NCBI's taxonomy places the organism in Eukaryota, Ciliophora, Oligohymenophorea, Peniculida, Parameciidae. The record is from the annotation of a GenBank genome assembly.
AUGAAUAAUAAUGAUCUUCUGGUUAAGCAGUUUGAAGUAUUAAAAAAAGAUGCAACAACAGCAAUGUAAUAGUUAGCAAGUAACUUUGUUGUCUAAUUUGUUAGAGGAUUAUAAUAAUGUUUAAUUAGUAAAUCUAGCAAUUGAAUUAAAUUCAUUAUUAAAAAAAUAUGAAAAUGAAAACCAUAGAUUAAGGAAUGAAAUAGAUUAAUUACAACUUUAGAUUACUUCAGAUAUACGUAUAAAAGAGUUAUAAUAAAAUUUGGAUGUUGCAAACAAUAGAUAUUAUAAAAUUUUUGAGCAAUAUCAGAAUUCUUAGUAAGAGAAUGAGAAAAUUGAAAAAUAAAGAAAAAUUAUAGAAAAAAAAACGAACGAAUUUAUUUCUGGUUUAAAGUAAUAAUAUGAGGAGGCCCAAUAAAAAUUAAUUUAAUUUUACAAAGAAAAUUAAAGUCAAAAUGUAGAUAAGGAUCUUGUAUUUCCUCCAAAUCAAUAAUACUAGAAAGAAUUUGAAUAUUUUAAAAAGAGUUUUAAAGAUGUUUCAGUUUAAUGUAGUUUUAUAAUCAAAGAAUUUGAAAAAUCUAUAAAAUAAGCUAAAGAAGAGUAAGUUAGUGAUGAUGAAAUAUAUACCUAAAACUUAUGA